Messenger RNA from Podarcis raffonei (Aeolian wall lizard), 6000 nucleotides. Its product is annotated as FK506-binding protein 15-like. Gene Ontology annotation, cellular component: growth cone. Gene Ontology annotation, molecular function: peptidyl-prolyl cis-trans isomerase activity. The coding region runs from base 153 to 5630 and encodes 1825 amino acids. The record is from RefSeq and is a predicted model, not a curated record. Lineage: Eukaryota; Metazoa; Chordata; Lepidosauria; Squamata; Lacertidae. The transcript has 37 exons.
AAAUUCGAGGCAGCGGCAGCAGCUGAUCGCUCGUGUAGCCGUGGACGCGUUUCUUCCCUCCUCCGCGUGGAAGUUUGGCCCGUUUGGGGACCGCGAAUGCCGCCGGCCGCUUUGGCUUGCUAGUUUCGCUUCCGCAGCCCAGCGCUUGCGCCAUGGCCGAGAAGUUGCAGCCGCGCACUUUGCGGCUCUCGCCUCCCGGCUUGGGCUUAGCCGAGGGGCGCGGGGAGCGAGGGGCCGUCAGGAUGUUGGGGGACAUGGAUGAAGAAGACGACGCCUUCCAGCUUCCGACGGGAGGGACCAGGCUGGCCUCUCUCUUUGGACAGGAUCAGACAACUACAGAAUCUGGAAAUGUGCUCUUCCAAUACAUGUCACCCAAGCAGCCUAAAAAAGGUCAACUAGCUACUGCUGCAGGUCUGUCUACCCAGAAGCAUCCUCCUGCAGCUGCAGCUGCUCCUGCGGCCGCUGCUGCUCCUGCGCCCACUGCAGCAGUGCAGUCAGUCUUCUUCACUACAGUUGUUCAUGCAUAUUUGUUUACCAAUGGGAAAUAUGUGGAACAUGGCAAGUAUGGAGCAGCUGUAGUGGGCAGCAAUGCAACCAAGGAGUACAAAGUGCGUCUUUAUAUCAGCCAGCUGCAGCAGAUUGCGACCGCCAGCAUCCAUGCCUGGUUUGUAUUCACGGUGCAUCCCAACAACUACUGCACAUUUUAUGAUGAUCAGAGGCAGAAUUGGUCCAUCAUGUUUGAAUCAGAAAUGGCGGCUGUGGACUUCAGCAAGCAGCUGUGCAUUGCCAAGUAUAACAGCAUCCGUUCUCCUGACACAGUGUUGUAUCAGGAUCUUGUUCUCGGAGACGGCCAAGGUGUGGAGACUGGAGAUGCCCUGGAGAUCACUUUUACAGGCUGGCUGUUCCAGAACGGUAGUCUUGGGCAGGUUUUUGACUCAAAUGUAAAUAAAGAGAAGUUGCUCCGGCUGAAGCUAGGCUCUGGCAAAGUCAUCAAGGGCUGGGAAGAUGGGAUGAUUGGCAUGAAGAGAGGAGGGAGGCGGUUCCUCCUUGUCCCGCCAGCAUUGGCUUACGGGCCUUUGGCAGAAGCUGAACGCAUUCCUCCGGACUCAACUCUGGCCUUUGAGGUGGAAGUCAAACGGGUGAGGUUUGCAAAGGGCGCUGGCUCCGCUGGACAAAGCCUGGGCUCCAGGUACUCCCUCACACCUUCACCAGCGCCACAAUCAGAAAGCCCCGCUACAGACCCAGCCUGGCUGACUCCUCCUACACCUGCUCCAAAGCCAGGGGAGCCAGCUGUGCGUGCCAAAUCAAGCUCUAUUAGCGGACAGCUAGCGGAGCCGCAUGCCAUUCAAGAAUUUUCAAUCUUCUGUCCGAACGACUACUGUCCAAUGGCCCCUUCUCAGUGGGCAACACAAGGUAAAAAGUGUGUUCCCUUGUUGUGCCUUGGUGAUGGUCACCAACUUGGGUGGCCUCAAAAGAGGGUUAGGCAAGUUCAUGGAGGAGAGGGCUGUCAGUGGCUGGAAACCGCAGGAGGGGAGAGGGCUCUUGCGCUCAGGUGCUGUUUGCAGGCUUCCCAUGGGGGCACCAGCAUCUUAAAAAGCAGAGACAUCACCUUACCAACAAAGGUCUGUAUAGUUAAAGCCAUGGUUUUCCCAGUAGUGAUGUAUGGAAGUGAGAGCGGAACCAUCAAGAAGGCUGAUCGCCGAAGAAUUGAUGCUUUUGAAUUAUGGUGCUGGAGGAGACUCUUGAGAGUCCCAUGGACUGCAAGAAGAUCAAACCUAUCCAUUCUUAAGGAAAUCAGCCCUGAGUGCUCACUGGAAGGACAGAUCGUGAAGUUGAGGCUCCAGUACUUUGGCCACCUCAGGAGAAGAGAAGACUCCCUGGAAAAGACCCUGAUGUUGGGAAAGAUGGAGGGCACAAGGAGAGAGGGACGACAGAGGACGAGAUGGUUGGACAGUGUUCUCGAAGCUGCAAACAUGAGCCUGACCAAACUGCGGGAGGCGGUGGAAGACAGGAGUGCCUGGCGUGCUCUGGUCCAUGGAGUCACGAAGAGUAUAGGCAACGCUGAUGCCUCUGCUUUCUUCCUAGCUCCUCAUCCAGCUAUCUGGGGGCUCCAGGUGCCUGGUGCCCCCCAGCCACACCCACCGCUUCCAAGAACCCCUCAAAACUGUCAGCCUUAUGCAGGGAUGCCAUAUGCUUACCCACAAGUGAGUGCCGCAGUUUCCCAGCUCCAGCCUGUUGGGUUGUGCCCAGCUCCUUUCCAAGCAGCUGGAGACCUUGGUUCAUUCCUGCUGACAGAGACCUGGCAGCAGAACACAGAGAUCCACCUGGCCAUUGGGAAGGUGGCUGACAAGAUGGACCAGCUGUCAGUCAAGCUGGAGGAACUGCGGAAGCAAAACUCUGGCCCCGGUUUGCUGCCAGGCAUCUCUUCUGUUACCAUGGAAACCUCUAUGAUCAUGAGUAACAUCCAGCGUAUCCUGCAGGAAAAUGAGAGGUUGAAACAGGAGAUCGUUGAGAAGAGAAGCUGCAUUGAGGAGCAGAACAAUAAGAUUGGUGAACUGAUUGACCGCAACCAACGCUAUGUGGAGCAGAGCAACCUGAUAUUUGAGCAGAGCAACAGCUCACUGCAGAGGACCAUGAAGCACACCCAGGCAAGGGUUCUACAUGCUGAACAGGAGAAGGUCAGCAUCAGCAAGAAGCUAGCGGAAGCCACGGCGCAGAUCACCCAGCUCCAGCUGGAGCUGGCCUGUCAUCAGAAGCAGGAGAUGAAUCUUCAUUCCCAACUGAAUGAAGCCCUGACAGAGUUGGAGAGGCAGAAAGCCCAGGUCAGCCGACUCCGUGCACAGCUGGCGGAACUUGAGAAGUUGUCUGACGACAUGAAAAGCAGACACCAGGAGGAGAAGCUGAGUGGGAAGAAGUUGGAUGAGAAGGUGGUAGCCCUGGAAGAGGAGCUGGCUGAUCUCUGCGUUAAGAAGGAGAAUCUGGAGAAGACAACAACUCUGCAGCUGCUGGAGAGUCAGGAGGAGCAAAGGGGGAGCAGCAGCACCGAGGAGGAAGGACCUGCCGAAAGGAAGCAGCCAAGUGCCGCACCCCUUUAUGGGGAUCCCCACAGCAACUCUCUCCGAGAACCAGCACCAGUGGCAUCCCCCGCUCCUUUGGCUAAUCUCAAGGAAAGCUCAAGCAGUCCUCCAUCCACUGCUCUCGAAGGAGCCCAAGACAGUCUGCUUUUUGCAGCUCCUGAGGAUCAUUCUUUGGAAGCCCCGGUUGAACAAACUCGUGCAGCCUCUCCCAGCGCUUGCGCCAUGGCCGAGAAGUUGCAGCCGCGCACUUUGCGGCUCUCGCCUCCCGGCUUGGGCUUAGCCGAGGGGCGCGGGGAGCGAGGGGCCGUCAGGAUGUUGGGGGACAUGGAUGAAGAAGACGACGCCUUCCAGCUUCCGACGGGAGGGACCAGGCUGGCCUCUCUCUUUGGACAGGAUCAGACAACUACAGAAUCUGGAAAUGUGCUCUUCCAAUACAUGCCACCCAAGCAGCCUAAACUAGCUACCGCUGCAGGUCUGUCUACCCAGAAGCAUCCUCCUGCAGCUGCUGCUGCUGCACCCGCUGCUCCUCCUGUGCCCACUGCAGCAGUGCAGUCAGUUUUCUUCGCUACAGUUGUUCAUGCAUAUUUGUUUACCAAUGGGAAAUAUGUGAAACAGGGCAAGUAUGGAGCAGCUGUAGUGGGCAGCAAUGAAACCAAGGAGUACAAAGUGCUUCUUUACAUCAGCAAGCAGCAGAUUGCGACCGCCAGCAUCCAUGCUUGCUUUGUAUUCACGGUGCAUCCCAACAACUACUGCACAUUUUAUGAUGAUCAGAGGCAGAUUUGGUCCAUCACGUUUGAAUCAGAAAUGGCGGCUAUGGACUUUAGCAAGCAGCUGUGCAUUGCCAAGUAUAACAGCAGCCGUUCUCAUGACUCAGUGCUGUGCCAGGAUCUUGUUCUCGGAGACAGCCAAGGUGUGGCGACUGGAGAUGUCCUGGAGAUCACUUUUACAGGCUGGCUGUUCCAGAACGGUAGUCUUGGGCAGGUUUUCGCCUCGAAUGUAAAUAAAGAGAAGUUGCUCCGGCUGAAGCUAGGCUCUGGCAAAGUCAUCAAGGCCUGGGAAGAUGGAAUGAUUGGCAUGAAGAGAGGAGGGAGGCGGUUCUUGCUCAUCCCGCCAGCAUUGGCUUACAGGCCUUUGGCAGAAGCUGAACGCAUUCCUCCAGACUCAACUCUGGCCUUUGAGGUGGAAGUCAAACGGGUGUGGUUUGCAAAGGGAACUGACUCCGCUGGACAAAGCCUGGGCCCCAGGGACUCCCUCACACCUUCACCAGCGCCACAAUCAGAAAGCCCCGCUACAGACCCAGCCUGGCUGACUCCUCCUACACCUGCUCCAAAGCCAGGCUAUGUGGAGCAGAGCAACCUGAUAUUUGAGCAGAGCAACAGCUCACUGCAGAGGACCAUGAAGCACACCCAGGCAAGGGUCCUACAUGCUGAACAGGAGAAGCACAUGCCGCCACUGGAUCAGGGGUGGGACCAGGUCAGGGUCACCAAGGAGCUAGCGGAAGCCACGGCGCAGAUCACCCAUCUCCAGCUGGAGCUGACCCGUCAUCAGAAGCAGGAGAUAGAUCUCCAUUCCCAACUGAAUGAAGCCCUGACAGAGUCGGGGAGGCAGAAAGCCCUGGUCAACCAACUGCAGGCACAGCUGGCGGAACAUGAGAAUUUGUCUGACUUGAAACACAGAUACCAGGAGGUGAACCUGAUUGCGAUGCAGUUGGAGGAGAAGGUGGCAGGCCUGGACGUAGAGCUGGCUUAUCACCGCAUUCAGAUCGAGAAUCUGGAUAAGAAGCUCAUGAACGAGGUCUUCCAGUCCCUGCGGGGCCAGUUCAACUUAGAGGAGUCCUAUACCGGCCAGGAGGUCCUGCGUAUCGUCCUGAACGCCAUCAAGACAACAACUCUGCAGCUGCUGGAGAGUCAGGAGGAGCAAAGGGGGAGCAGCAGCACCGAGGAGGAAGGACCUGCCGAAAGGAAGCAGCCAAGUGCCGCACCCCUUUAUGGGGAUCCCCACAGCAACUCUCUCCGAGAACCAGCACCAGUGGCAUCCCCCGCUCCUUUGGCUAAUCUCAAGGAAAGCUCAAGCAGUCCUCCAUCCACUGCUCUCGAAGGAGCCCAAGGCAGACUGCUUUUUGCAGCUCCUGAGGCGCAUUCUUUGGAAGCCCCGGUUGAACAAACUCGUGCAGCCUCUGCUCAAACUGCAAGGCCGCCUCUCAGGCUCUCCGCCAGAACUGAGAAGGAGAGGCCAAGCACUCAGGGUGAAAUGGACACAAAAGACACCGCCAUUCUGGCACCUCCAAAUCCAGCAGCGGAUGAGAUGGCCCCUGCAAUGGAAGGGCCCACAACGGGUCCAGAGGGCAAGGAGGAGAGUGGGGCAAGUCAGCACACCACUGGCCCCACCUCUCAAGCUGCUCUAGCCGACAAGCAGCAGGACUUGGCUGGAGCCUCACAGCCAAGACCAGCAUCCAGCCCCAUGGAAGCGGAUUCCAGGUCUGUGCCAGGGCGGGAGGGGGAAGGGAACUGUACCUAUGAUGGGUCUUAUGGUACUCAGUGCCUUGUGUUCUGAUCUGGAUGGAGAUGGGGUUUUUCUGUGAGCCUCCCCAGAUUGCUCAUUUGGGCUGAGGUCGUCUUGACUCGUGGUUUUUGAGGCUGCUGGCAGGAAGAGGGGUGACACACUCUAUCUCUCUCUCGGUAGCAAAUGUCAAUUUGGGACUUUGUCUCGCUUCAAAGAACGGACUAUUUAAUUCAUGACUGCUGAACACACCUGUACCCUACACGCUUUUGACCCAGCUGCUGCUGGGAGUAGCGGUGGGUAUGACCUUGAACAGCUCCUCUCUGUGGAAACCAAACUUAACCUAUUGCCAUAGCUCACCUCCAGUUUUGAACCUUGACAAAACUGGAUCUUGAAAAUAAUAAUAAAGUGCAAUUAAAAUAAA